Messenger RNA from Paramuricea clavata, 1709 nucleotides. The record is from the annotation of a GenBank genome assembly. NCBI's taxonomy places the organism in Eukaryota, Metazoa, Cnidaria, Anthozoa, Malacalcyonacea, Plexauridae.
AUGAGGCAUACGAAAGAAGAAAUUAGGCAAAUGCGCAAUGCCAGAAAGAAGAGAAGGCGGCAACAGAAAUCAGAAAUAAAGCACGCAAAGAUAGUUGAAGACGCGGUCCGUGAUGUUCGUGCGGAAGCUGAUCAAUGCAAGAGCCAAGCUUUGAAGUACAACGAGCUUUGCAAAAAAAGUCUGAAAGCCAAUAAUCAACUGAAACGACUAUUUAACGAUAAAACGAAUAAGAAGGUAUAUUGUAUAUGUGCCACACAUCUUCAAGUAUAAUAUUGAUAUAUUCAAAUAUAUUUAUUUAAUAUAUUCAGGGCCGUACGCACGAUUUUUUCCACCAGGGGGGCAGUAAGGCCUAUAUGACAAAUAAGCUAUAUGCCCAAGUCCCAAAUACCCAAAGAAUAAUUAAUAAUGUCAUUCUAAAAAUCGUAAAUAUAGUUUUCUCUGGGGAGGGGGCAGUUGCCCCCCCUGCUGUGUAGGCCCUGAUUAUAUUAAAUAAAUAAAUAAGUAUUAAAUGUCAGGGGGGUUGCUAACCUCUUUAAUGUUCGAGUCUCAAUAGACUUUUAGGGACAGUUUAUAUCUUUAAUUUGCACAUCCAAGGAGUCUGACAUGCAUGUUCUGAUUUACAGAUAACUAAGCUAUAUUUUUAUCAGAAUUACCAUAGAGGGAGCAUCCUCAUUCCCAAGGCUUCUAAGUGGCUGCCUGCAUUGCCAUAAGCCCUGAGACAAGCCGAACCGGAAGUGUGAAUUUAUUGGUCACUAGAAACCAAUGCCAGUAUGGAUGAGCAAACACCAGGAUCUCUGGUGUUCCUCUCUGGUGUUACGGUUUCGGCUUGCCUCAGGUUCAGGGCUUAUGAUAAUAAUAUAUACAAGCCCUUAUACAGUAAUAAUAACAGUGGUAAAUAAUGUUCUCAUCCUUUAUUUUUAAAAUAGAUUAUAAACCAGAAAAAUAUGUGUUCCAAUCCUAACAUCAAGUAUCCAUCAAUAAAUGUAAUCUCUCCUGAUGAGUUAGUGAUUGCAAAUGUUGAAUCCAUAGGGAGUGGUGUCUUUGGCAAUUGUUUUGUAAAGGCAUUUACACGACUAGGCAUAAAUGUGGUUGAAAAGCAGCUCAAUAAUGGUGAUAUUGAUCAGCUAUAUAACGAAGCAAAGCACAUGCAAGUCUUUUCCCACCGAUGUAUACCACAUCUAUUUGGAAUACAGGUAGAGAGAAAACCAUUGUCACUGAUCAUGGAAUUUGUGGAAGAGAACAACCAGUUGAUGACAGUGUACAAGGUGUUGUAUGAUCCAACUGCAGAGAAAACAAAAUUGGGCAUGUCCAUAGCAGACUGGCUUCGCAUCUGUUAUGAUAUUGCAGAUGGGUUAGAUCAUAUGCACCAGAAAGGCUAUUUACACUGUGACCUAAAAACAAAUAAUGUUUUGAUCUCCAAAAAGAAGGGCUAUAUUAUUGACUUUGGUAAAGUACGUAAGAUUACACACUCUUCUGCCAAAAAGUACAAAGAAGUCUUUAGCCAUAUUGCACCAGAGGUACUUCAAGGCUCUCCUGCGACCACAGCCAGUGAUGUGUAUUCUUUUGGAAAAAUCUUGAAAGCCAUUGCACAAGAGGUUAAUAGUACUGUACUGCUUCAGUUAGGUAAAACAGCCAUAAGCAGCGAUUCCAGGAAAAGGCUAACUCUUCUAGGACUACUGAUUGCUCUCAACGCAGAGAAAAUUCACUGA